Messenger RNA from Mya arenaria, 1220 nucleotides. RefSeq lists its product as uncharacterized. The transcript is spliced from 2 exons. Bases 90 to 473 code for a protein of 127 amino acids. NCBI's taxonomy places the organism in Eukaryota, Metazoa, Mollusca, Bivalvia, Myida, Myidae. The record is from RefSeq and is a predicted model, not a curated record.
CAGAGCAUUAUAAAAGAUGGUACGGGAGUAUAGAUGCCAGUAGAUUGAAAGCUUAGCUAGCGUUGAUAACUCUCCAGGUCGCAAUCAAGAUGAAGGCUGUGUGUGUUCUUGUGAUUGUGGCUUCGUUCGUGGCGUGCUCGGAGGCACAAGACUUUCUUUCACUGAUGAUGUUAUCAAACAUGCUCGGAGGAGGAAACGAGUCGCCCGGUCGUUCUGGGUAUUCCCAAGGUGGGGGUGCCGGCGCCGGCGCCGGCGCCGGCGCCGGGUCCGCUGGCUCAAACGCUGCUUCUAAGGCUUCUUAUGGCGGGGCGAGCCAAGGCGGUCGUGGAGGUGGUGAAAAUGGAUUUAUGCAAAUGGGAGCAGUGACGGGACAAUUCGGAGAUAUGAUGCGUGAUAUGUCGUUAUGCGCCAUGUUAAGAGGAUCUGCAGGUGUUUAUGAGAUGUGUCGCAUGCAAGCCAUGGGUUUUAUGUAACAUGUCGUGUGGCCAAACUCGUGACACUUUGCGCUAUAACGGCCUUGCGCGCGCCAGCUAGUUCAACCUUGCUGCCAUGACGACAUCUUCCGACAAGAAAAGCCUUAUCAUCAGCAUCAGUCAUUAAGCUUUCUACUCAAGGCUCCAUGUGACUGAAUACCAUUUCCUUUAAUGCUUCGUUUAUGUCAUAUCAAUUUGCUACUUAGCACCUUUUUUGAAUUUCAGUUCUGUAUUCUUAGUUUUGAUGUUACCUCAUAUGUUUUGCCCGGUAUUUCAGGUAAUUUGCUAAGGCAUGGUAGACUUGUGUAAAUGUUAAACGUCUAACCAAAACAAGUUUAUUGGACUUAAAAAUGCCUAAUUACAUUCAUGUGCGCUUGAAAGAAAGAACAGAAGUUGUCAUGCAAAAACACAUUUUACGACGUAUUAAAAUUUUAAGAUGUACACAAUAUGUUAAAUUGGAUAUGGUGGCAUAAUGUGCUAAUAUAUUCAAAAUACACCUCUAAAGGUGAAGUCAACAACAGCAGCAAACGUUGGUCGAAUACCUUUAAUUGUAUCAUUCUGUUUAAAUGUAUUUGCCUGAAAAUCGAAAAAAAAAUCAGUUUAAGCUGACAUAUAUGUAUGAUAUACUAUGGAUACAGAUGUUAUAUGUCUCAUUUCGUACAUUUAUCAUAAAACUGUUUGUGUUAAUAUGUACCGUUUGAUCGGUUUAUUUUGACAUAUUCUUAUUAUGAAUAAAUCUGAACGGGU